Messenger RNA from Hymenoscyphus albidus, 3912 nucleotides. The record is from the annotation of a GenBank genome assembly. NCBI's taxonomy places the organism in Eukaryota, Fungi, Ascomycota, Leotiomycetes, Helotiales, Helotiaceae.
CUGUCAUCAUCCCCUGUCCCUGUUGACUGGGUCCGCUGUCCACGGGCCUCCCUCAUCCCCGUCCCUGGGCAGUUCCAGCAAAUGGCCGUAAUGAGGAAACCCACUUCUGUCUGAUCCUCACCCGCCAUUCAAAACAUAACGAGCCCCAACUGCAAUUCUUGGUGUGCCUUUGCCUGCUCUCCUUGCCCUCUUUGCCCUCUCUCUCUUCUGUUGUUUCCGCGUCUGCACCUCCAGUGAUCGUGCCAGUGACAUUUGCACACAGCAUGAAAGAUUGAGCCACCACGUCCAUUCUCAUCUGCUCUCCUCUGUCUGCUGGUGAAUUGCCUCGACCCGCAAAUUACUAGUCGGUUAUGACUGCCGCCACUUGAUAACAAUACCGACAAUCUACUUGACCCCGGCCGACACCUAAUUUCGUCAACGACCACUGCUUCAGGCUCAUCUCCUCUGCUCUUUCCUCGAGUCACCUCUACUCACCUCUACUAGAGCUUUACACUCCUUUGCUUCUGCCGCCGCGCGCCCCAGAAGAUCUGCUCAGUUCAGUUUCAAUUGGUUUUUUGGAGGUGGCCAACCAGUCUACUAGUAUUAGGAAAACGACAAAGAGAGGGGAAUUGGAUUGAAAGACCUCAACUUCAACCUCACGCAAACUACCACACUCAACCCAAUCCGACUCAAAUAACUUGGUCAUUCAAACAACCGCGACCAUGGGGCCCUCUCUCAACGCCCACUCCUUCAGACCUCGCACAUCAGAUCGCGAAGGUCGCCCAAUGACCAGAGACAAUGAUCAGAACUUGAUCAUCCCCAGUCGGACCUCUUCUCUUCAUUCCCGCAUCACCCAACCGAUUCCAUCCACCUUGACCUCUAAGCCGCAACAACGAACUCCAAAGACCCUCACACAUGCCUAUAUGGUAUGCGGUGUUGGUCGGGAACCUUCACAAUGGGUCAAGGCUCCUCCACCCUCCCAGGGAAAGAUCGGCCACAUGAAGGGUGCUGUCGGACAAUUCUGGUUGCCAGAGAUUCUAGGAAGUAGUCCCAGAUUGGAGCAGGAUAACGAAAUUGCCAGAGCCCUACACGCAGCAAUGAGAGUAAGUUGCCCAUGGAGUCUUUGGCUCUUCUCCUACUAAUAUUGCACUAGGCUUGCUUUCCCCACGAUGUAGAGAUCUGUACCGGACGUAGUCAACCACAUUGCGUACACCAUUCCUUCGUUCUCCAGCAAGAUUCAUCCCACACUCUCUAUGGUAUCGCCCUUCGAGUUUGGUCCAGAGCAGACGACAAGCGUGCCGAGACGAUUCGCGAUUUGCGACGACGAACCGAGUCCGACUUUUACGAUUCGCCCGAUGAGACGUACUGGAUUCCGUACUGUUUGUCGUUCCUCUCUAGAUACCCCCUUUACAAUCUUUUGGGUGAUUAUCUUCGAGGAAUGUGGAUCCACUGGAACAAGGCCACCAACCUUUUCCACGCCGAGGAGGUCUCCCGCAUCCUGAGUUUCCCAGCACCAAGACUCAAUGAUUUGGUCCGAAUUGAUAUGAAAGACUACGCCCUCUGCUAUCAAUUCCCCUCUUCCCCAACAGGAUUCCAAAACUUUGCCAUGUGGCCAUUGUUUUCCUGCUUGUCAAUUCCAAACAUCGUUGGUGUUAUAGAGGCUGCUCUAUCCCCCACCCGGCGUAUUAUUUUUGUCAGUCACUACCCCGCCAUGCUUACCGUGGCUGCCGAGACCAUUCGAUUUUGCGUGCGUGUAUAUGAGUGGAGUGGCCUUUACGUGCCUGUGGUUCAUGCCAGACACGCAAAAGAGCUAGUCGAUGAGCCUGGUCCAUACAUCUUGGGUAUUACCGCAGAGUGUCGCAGUCUUUUCAAUGCACCUACGGAUGCUUUGGUUGUAGAUUUGGAUCGUAAUUUUGUUUUGACUUCUAGCCCACCGACCGCCUUGACUGCAGGACAACGAACCAAAAUGAUUACUCGAAUUACUCAAGCGCUCGCUGGAGACGUGACACCGUCAGGAGUCCCACAACAUCUCCGAUCGGCAUACGGAGGCGGCAAAUUGGUUCCAGCUGGUCAAAUUAUUGUGAUGCGUGGAGAAGUUGAGUCCAUCCAAGACCCAGAAUGGUGGGCACAGGAUCCCGUAAUGGCUGUGAUGGACCACGUUUGCGAAAAGAUGGUAAGUCUAAUGUUCUAAUAUCGUCAGGGGGGUUGUUGUAAGUUGCAGAUCACUAACGGCUGUUCCACAGGGUCGAAACACGGGUAUGAAGGCUGUCUUUGGGGGAUCGCAAAAGAAGCCAUUGAUGACCAAGGUCUCUAUGCGACAUCUCAACGAAAUCGUUCGUGAGCGCAACCAGUACUCCAGAGAUGCUCUUGAAGCUUGGCAAGAUUUCAUUAACCUCAAGGGUCGCAUGGAUACCGAGCUCGGAAAGGUGUCCAAGCGAAACAACUAUUUGAGUGAAGAGAUUGAGAGCUGGAAACAACAGGUAAGUUCAAGAAUCGUCACGCGUUUGAUCUCGGUUCUCAUAAUUUCUCCCAGUUCCUCAAGUUCCAAUCCUUUGCCGAGCAACUUACCAAGGAAACUCAAGAUCUCAAGGUCAAGAUUGAGAACCACAAGCGUGAAAACAAACGUCUUACAGGUCUCAUUGAUCAGCAGAGGGAUGAUGCUCAACGUCUCACAACCCGUUUGUCGGGCACCGAGAAGCAACGUGAUGAUGCUUUGGAAGCCCUUGUCCUUCAACAGGAGAUUGCCGAGGAGCUCGAGCGUGAGCGCAAGAGAAACAAGAAGGAGCUUGCCGGUCUCCAGCAAACUAACCUCACCAUUCUUCGCCAACGUGAUGAAGCACAACGUGUUGUUCUUCACCUCCGUAGCUUGAUUGGUGGUCAAGCUCAUCACAUGGAACACCUCGUGUCAACUCUUGGAAAGGGUCCAGAUUUGGCCGAGUACAUUGAGGCUGAUGCAGACGAAGACGCAGAGGAACCAAACGACGUUGCUGAGGAGGGCAAGGGAAAGAACGACAACCUUACUGUAACACCAAGAUACAAGGGCCGUGACGAUACGAACCCUGAUAUGGAAACCCGACUCAGAAACGGCCUUCGAAACAGUAAGCGAUACAGCCAAAUGAGCAUCGUGGAUGUGGCCGAUCGCCAUCUCCGGGAUAAGACUGAUGCCAUCGCCCACAUCAUCCGUAAUAUCAGCGACCAAUGCACGGCUGCGGUUGAAGGUCUUCAGCUUGCUCACGAUGCAGAGAUGGAGGAGGAGCUUGCCAAUAGACGUCAUCGACGAGCAAAACACCGACAUAGCAAUACGUCAAACGCCUCGGUUAGUGACGAUGGUGGUCAGUCAGAAAACGGCGAGGACAGCCUUCUUCAUCCAAGUGGCCGUGCAUCAACUAUUCCACCUACUCCAGAUCUCAUCCAUAAUCGAUCAAGCACUGCCAUGUCAAUCUCCAGCAUAAACACCACUCCGGAGCGAAACAGCCAACAGUACAGCAUUGGAAACGAUAUCCCAACCAAGAUUGUUGAGGACAGUGACGAGGAGAACCUUGGAAGAAGAAGUGAGAAUGAGAGCGAGCUUACCACCAAGGCGACUCUACUUCACAGACCAGCCGGUGCUCGUAUCUCUGCUUUGGGAGGUCGUUAAGUCGAUUUGAGAAGUUAUUUUUUUAUGUUUGCGGGGGAGUCCUUUGAAUUUUUUUCCUUCUCCAAUUUCCCGGAUGGCGUUUUACAUGGCUGGGCCCGGCGAUCAUCCUGCGACUUUAUUUGUGGUUGUCAUUCUGCGUUUGUUUUUACUGUCCUACCGGACAUGCUCUCGAAUCUCAUUACUUCUGUAUGUAGCAAGUUUAUCCACGCCCUUAUUAUAGGGUGAUUGAUGAUGGUGGUGGGGGGUGGAAGUUGGAAAUGUACGAGGUGUAUUUACAAUAUGGGGGGAUGGCGUGG